Messenger RNA from Chelonoidis abingdonii (Abingdon island giant tortoise), 1669 nucleotides. It is a transcript of the gene CERS3, whose product is annotated as ceramide synthase 3. Gene Ontology annotation, biological process: ceramide biosynthetic process. The record is from RefSeq and is a predicted model, not a curated record. Gene Ontology annotation, molecular function: DNA binding; sphingosine N-acyltransferase activity. Lineage: Eukaryota; Metazoa; Chordata; Testudines; Testudinidae. Gene Ontology annotation, cellular component: membrane.
GACACUUUGAAAAGACAAAUCUGCAGCGGUGUUUAAGUACUCAACCUGUUGUUUCAUGGUCCCAAACUUAUUUAUGGCACCUCCUGUAUGAGUCAAUGAGCAUGUGAUGAUUCAACAGCUACCAUCCUGAAGGUUUAUCAGUAAUAUCGACAAAUUUGAAAUUCUUCUUCUACCUGCUUAGCAUGGCAUAUGUAUUAAAGACACUCAACAGCUGGUUCUGGUGGGAGAGCUUAUGGAUACCUGCCAAUUGCACAUGGGCAGAUCUUGAAGACCACGAUGGCAUUGUCUUUCCAAAGCCACAUCAAUUAUAUGCCACGAUACCAUAUGCUUUUGUGAUGCUGAUGGUCCGAUUCUUGAUAGAAAGAUAUAUUGCCAUACCUCUAGCAAAAGCUUUAGGUAUAAAGAACGUAACACGAGUGAAGCCGCAGCCAAAUGCUGUUUUAGAGAAUUAUUUCCGAAAAUGCACAAAACGUCCAUCCCAAUCUGAGAUUCAAGGCCUGGCCAAAAAGUGUAACUGGACAGUUCAUUUGGUGGAAAAAUGGUUUAGGAGACGGCGAAAUCUUGAGCUCCCAACAAUGCUUCGGAAAUUCCAGGAAGCUUGCUGGCGAUUUUCAUUUUAUCUCGCAUCAUCCAUUGCUGGAUUUAUAUUUCUAUAUGAUAAACCUUGGUUUUAUGAUAUAUGGCAAGUGUGGGUUGGCUAUCCAUUUCAGUCCUUGCUAUCAUCCCAAUAUUGGUACUACAUGGCUGAGAUUAGUUUUUAUUGGUCUCUGUUGUUUACCCUUGGUACUGACACCAAAAGGAAGGACUUUAUGGCCCAUGUCAUUCACCAUUUGGCAGCCAUUGUUUUGAUGGCCUGUUCUUGGUGUGGCAAUUAUGUUCGUAUUGGGACCUUAGUGAUGAUUGUACAUGAUACUGCAGACUUCUGGCUUGAGUCAGCCAAAAUGUUUAAUUACGCUCACUGGGAAAAAACCUGCAAUGUUCUCUUCAUCAUCUUCUCUGUCAUGUUCUUCAUCACAAGGAUUAUCCUUUUCCCAUUUUGGAUUUUACGUGGCACAUUAUAUCUGCCUUCAUAUUACUCCUCAACAAUCGUCAUAGCGUAUUUCAUCUUCAAUGGGCCGCUUCUAAUUCUGCAAGGGCUCCAUCUAUACUGGGGCUACUUAGUUCUCAAAAUUUUGAAUAAAUUCCUGUUCAUAAAGGUAUUCAGGACAUCUCCACCUGCUUGGGCUAAAAGUGAGGGCAAAAAAGACUUGAAAGAUGACCGGAGUGAUGAAGAAGAGGAAGACUCCCUCACUGAUAAUGAAGAGUGCACGAAGAAUGGCAGCAAGAACGGCUGUGGGUUGAGCAGACACCAACUCUUAAACAACAAUAAUUAGAUCCAACCCUGCACCACUUCCUGCAGUGUCGCUUAACCCAACCUACAGUAUAGAGCUUAAAGUCAACAGGUUUAAGAGAGUGUGUGAUUGAUUUAUUGCUGGUUACUAGACCUGGAAGAAAGCUCAUUUUAGAAAGGGGGCAGGGGACUGCUUAACAUGACUAAAUGUUUUAAUGACCCACUUUCUGAAUUACUGCAUAUAAGUGUGUGAAAAACAUAUCUAGAAUCUGUAAAUCGCUCUUGAAAUGCUCAAGAAUUUCAAAACUAUCUCAGAACACUUAAAAUCUAAUGGAUUUA